Molecule: messenger RNA, 492 nt
Organism: Diaporthe citri
Lineage: Eukaryota; Fungi; Ascomycota; Sordariomycetes; Diaporthales; Diaporthaceae
Exons: 1
Coding region: 1-492 (163 amino acids)
Source: RefSeq, a predicted model, not a curated record
AUGGACACAGAGAUCAACCCCGGACCUUCGGUGGCGUCACUGGAGAGAAAGCUGGUGACCCUGAGAGAGAUCACAAAGAUUCGGCGUCCUUGCAAGCUGUUCUUCCAGCGAAUGAUGAUAGUCACCGUGUCAGGUGGCUGGAGCGUUGUCCUUCGGAGCCGCAAAUUCAAAGUCGGGGACCAUAUCCUCUUUUUCGAGCCCGACAGCUUCAUUCCAAGCGAUACCGUCAACUUCGGCCGGGAGAUGCGCAGCUUUCUCACAGACUUCGACGGCGAGAGAGGCUAUCAUGUGCAACCACGCACGGUCUGCAAGUACAUGUCACAGGGUCACGUCAUGGCGAUUGAGGACUUCCGAUUGGUUCUUCAUAUCGUGAACAUGAUGAAGGAGGAGUACGGUCCGGAGGAGGGCCUUCGAGUCGCGUCCAUGAUGACCUUUGAGGGAGUCAUUGGAGUCAAGAAGUGGGAGGCUCCGAAUCAGGCAGACACCGCCUAA